UGUACGCAAGACUUUAUAUUUAGGCUAGAAGAGUUUUGAUAAAUUCAAGACUUGGACUUGAAUUAAUGGAAGGAUAGUAUGCAGCACAUCUUCCCUACUUGACUUAACAAUUGUUCUGUUAACAGAUAAAACCUACAGCUGCAAAUGAACUGAUUAGCUGACAUCAACUUUAUUUUUGGCUCAAUUAAAUAAAGUUGGCGCUGACCCUUCCUUAAAGCAGCAAUUAGGCUUCUAGUUUAAGAAGGUCACUACCUAGUAACUAAUGACUCUAAUAAAACCUGUCCUAUUCUCCUAUAUAAAAGCCUACUUUAGACCCUUCAAUCACCUUUAGUGUCACCUUAUGAUAUCGGAGUUCAGUUUGUAGUCUUCAUUUUUCUUUUUGUAUUUCUCUCUUCUCAGCCUCUCUUUCUCUCUAUCUCAACUUAAACCAAAAUUUCUAUUUCCCUUUGUUCUAGUUGAGUUGGCUUGUUUUAUAUAUAAUAAUAAGUUGAAACCAGGGUCUUUGUUACAUGGCUUUAUAGCUAUACUAGGGAGAGGAUGGGUGGUAAUGGAUUUGUUGUUUGUGGGGAAAUUCUCUGUUGAAGAUCUUUGCAUUUCGCAUUCAAGGGAACUCAUCAACAAAUCCAUUGAGGUAUCUCUCGCAUUAUAUCUCCUUAAUUUAGAUCCAUGCUCCUCUAUAUAUGGAUGACAACAUUUUGUUUCUCCUCUGGAUAUUGCAAAAAGUUUUAUAACUUCAGCAUCUCCCUCUCUAAAUGUGAUUUUAUUUCUUCUUCCUCCUAUUUUUUUCUGUGUUUAAGGGCUUGCUGGGGUGGAGCAUCUCAUCCAAUGGCAGCUAAGAUGAAAGGGAUCUUCAAGGGAUUCAAAUUCAUCUCUCAGAUAUUUGUGUACAAAGAGCAUGAAAUGGAAAUUGGGUACCCCACAGAUGUGAGACAUGUAGCACACAUUGGUUGGGAUAGCGCAUCUGGGAAUGCAGCUAGUUGGAUGAACGAAUUCAAGACAGCAUCAGAUUUUUCUUCUGCCUCCCUCAGCAAUUUUGGGCAGUCCGGAGAGACAUCUUGGGCUUCUCAAGAUUUUGAUCAGCCUAGAGAAAUAUCAGCUUAUGGGAUAUGCCCAGAGACCCCAGCCCCAGACUCCUCUCCUUGCCCCGACAUACCGAAGGCUCCGAAGAACACGAGGCGAAAACAAUCCAAAUCCACUUCCUCCACAUCAUCAGCUAGAUCAUCGAGGUCUUCAAGGUCAAGAGCUUCGUUCGCAACUGCAAUCGGAGAUGUCGAUGAGACGCAAAGCGAGAUUCGGAUUGCCUAGUGAUGCUACAAUUAAUGCCUGUGCUUUUAAAUCUCCUCCCUUUCUCUAGGAAGUCAAGUGAUUUCAUUUUAGAUUAUUUGAAGUCAAUUUAGUUGACAAAAAAAACAUGAAGAUAAUGUAAAGAUUGAAAUUUUUUCUUCUUUUUGGUCUUUUCGUAAUAGCUUUAGAUGUGGUAUUAUUCUU
Messenger RNA from Ananas comosus (pineapple), 1488 nucleotides. RefSeq names its product CRIB domain-containing protein RIC10-like. Lineage: Eukaryota; Viridiplantae; Streptophyta; Magnoliopsida; Poales; Bromeliaceae. The transcript is spliced from 4 exons. The record is from RefSeq and is a predicted model, not a curated record. Bases 667 to 1305 code for a protein of 212 amino acids.